AUGAAUUGGCUCGGCCUCUUCGUCCUGCUGACCGUGGCCGGGUUGGCACACGGGACAUGGGACAACUGCGGAGGGACCUGCGGACUCCGACCUCCACAAUCUGUAAACAGCCCCAUGAUUUAUUCCUACGGCAAUGUGGCUUAUGACUAUGGCAUGACACGUGUCGUGGGUGGUGCCGGUGCCGCGGAAGCAUCUUGGCCCUGGAUCGUCAGCAUCCAGCACCCAUGGAUACCAGGCCUGGGGCAUCUGUGUGGAGGUUCCCUCAUCAGUCCAGAUUGGGUCCUCACAGCAGCCCACUGCUUUGAUGAUAUGAGUAAUGCCAGCUUGGUCUACGUGGUGAUUGGGGCCACCCGGUUCACUCAGCCGGGCCCUGGGGCUGCAGUGCGCAAUGUGAAGCAGGUGGUGGUACACCAGGACUACAACCCUAACGACUUUAGCUACGACAUUGCCCUGAUGCAAUUGGACCACCCUGUCCAGUGCAGUUCCUACAUCCAGCUGGCCUGUGUGGCUGAACCUACCCUAAGAGUCUCAGAGCUCAUCAACUGCUGGAUUGCUGGCUGGGGUUCCACUGUUGCAAGAUCGGAAGGUACUACACCUGAUCAGCUCCAGGAGGCCAAGGUCCAGCUCAUCGAUCUCCAGCUCUGCAACAGCAGUGACUGGUACGGAGGGAAACUCUACACCCACCAACUGUGUGCUGGUUACCCACAGGGUGGCAUCGACACCUGCCAGGGUGACAGCGGUGGUCCUCUCAUGUGCCAGGACAACAACGCUGACCACUGGUGGGUCAUUGGAAUCACCAGCUGGGGAUAUGGCUGUGCCAGAGCAAUGCAGCCUGGAGUCUACAGCUCCACUAAGUACUUCUAUGACUGGAUCGAUUACAAUAUGCGUGUAAAUGCAAUGAAAAUGGGCCCUGUGCCACAGAACCCCACAGUGCCCAGAACAUGGAACCCACCCGUCUGUGACAUCAGCGCCGGGACCAAGGGCACCACGGGCAGCACAGCCGCUGCGGGCAGGCUGGCACAGAGCCAGUACACCUGCGGAGGGAGCUGUGGGUACCGACCUGUGGCUUAUUCCUACGGCAAUGUGGCUUAUGACUAUGGCAUGACACGCAUCGUGGGUGGUGCUGGUUCCGCAGUAGCAGAAUGGCCCUGGCUCGUCAGCAUCCAGCACCCAUGGGUACCAGGCACAAAACAUUGGUGUGGAGGGUCCCUCAUCACUGGAGAUUGGGUCCUCACAGCAGCCCACUGCUUGGACAAGUUUGAUAACAUCAGCCUGCUGUAUGUGAUGAUUGGGGCCACCAACUUGUAUCAGCCGGGCCCUGGGGCACAAGUGCGCAGUGUCAAGAAGGUGGUGAUGCACCGCGAGUACAAGCGUAAAGACAUGAGCUACGACAUUGCGCUGAUUCAAUUGGAACGUCCUGUCCUGUGCAGCUCCUACGUCCAGCUGGCCUGUCUGGCUGAACCCACCCUAAGAGUCUCAGAGCUGAGAAACUGCUGGGUUGCUGGCUGGGGGGCCACUACUGCAAGAAGUGUAGAUCAACCUGCUCACCUUCAGCAGGCCAAGGUCCAGCUCAUCGAUCUCCAGCUCUGCAACAGCAGUGACUGGUACUCAGGAGCAGUCUAUUCCUACAACUUGUGUGCUGGAUACCCAGAGGGCACCAUUGAUUCCUGCAAGGGUGACAGCGGUGGUCCUCUCAUGUGCCAGGACAACAACGCUGCCUACUGGUGGGUCAUUGGAAUCACCAGCUGGGGAAAAGGCUGUGCCAGAGCAAAGCAGCCUGGAGUCUACACCUCCGUUCAGCACUUCUAUAACUGGAUUGAUUACAAUAUGCAGAUAAACGCAGUUAAAAACAUGAAUUGGCUCAGCCUCUUCGUCCUGCUGACCAUGGCCGGGCUGGCACACGGGACAUGGGACAACUGCGGAGGGACCUGCGGACUCCGAGCCGUGGUGUCUGACUAUGGCCUCAUGGCAUACUACUAUGGCGACAUGGCUUAUGAAUCCGGCAUGACACGCAUCGUGGGUGGUGCUGGUGCCCUGCCAGGAGCCUGGCCCUGGAUCGUCAGCAUCCACCACCCAUGGGUUCCAGACCCAGGGCAUCUGUGUGGAGGGUCCCUCAUCAGCACACAGUGGGUCCUCACAGCAGCCCACUGCUUCGACAAGUUUGAUAACAUCAGCCUGCUGUCUGUAGUGAUUGGGGCCACCCAGUUCACUCAGCCGGGCCAUGGGGCACAAAUGCGCAGUGUCAAGCAGUUGCUGGUACAUGAGUACUACAACCCUAAUGACAUGAGCUAUGACAUUGCUCUUCUGGAAUUGGACCAUCCUGUCAAGUGCAGCCCCUACAUCCAGCUGGCCUGUGUGCCCGACGCCAGACUGAGAGUGUCAGAACUGCAAAACUGCUGGAUUGCUGGCUGGGGGGCCACUACUGCAAGAUCUCAAGAUGCACCUGAUCAGCUCCAGGAGGCCAAGGUCCAGCUCAUCGAUCUCCAGCUCUGCAACAGCAGUGACUGGUACGGAGGGGAGAUCCACACCCACAACUUGUGUGCUGGUUACCCACAGGGUGGCAUCGACACCUGCCAGGGUGACAGCGGUGGUCCUCUCAUGUGCCAGGAUAACAAGGCUGACUCCUGGUGGGUUGUCGGAAUCACCAGCUGGGGAAAAGGCUGCGCCAGAGCAAUGCAGCCUGGAGUCUACACCUCCACUCAGUACUUCUAUGACUGGAUCCUGGUUCACACAGGGGCAAACACACUUGGAAGGGGUUCUCCAUCAUCACAAACCUGGAAUCCUUUAUUGACUCCAUGGCCAACACCACUUCCCACUUCUAACCCAUGGCCAACACAACCCCCCACUCAUAAGCCAUGGCCAACACUACCUCCCACUCAUACGCCAUUGCCAACAGCCCUUCCCACUCAUAAGCCAUGGCCAACACGACCUCCCACUCAUAAGCCUUUGCCAACAGCCCUCCCCACUCCAGAACCAACACCAUUGGGUGAGGUUAGCUCCUGCCCAUAUCCACUCAACAAGCUGGUAGACUUCUUUACUAAGGUGAAGAAGCUCCUUCAUGAGGUCCUUGGACAAAACACAGCUUGA
This is a messenger RNA of Melozone crissalis (California towhee), 3087 nucleotides long. RefSeq names its product transmembrane protease serine 9-like. Bases 1 to 3087 code for a protein of 1028 amino acids. The transcript is spliced from 17 exons. The record is from RefSeq and is a predicted model, not a curated record. Gene Ontology annotation, molecular function: serine-type endopeptidase activity. Lineage: Eukaryota; Metazoa; Chordata; Aves; Passeriformes; Passerellidae. Gene Ontology annotation, biological process: acrosome reaction; proteolysis.